Egretta garzetta (little egret) is the source of this 2004-nucleotide messenger RNA. RefSeq names its product cilia- and flagella-associated protein 44-like. Gene Ontology annotation, molecular function: protein binding. NCBI's taxonomy places the organism in Eukaryota, Metazoa, Chordata, Aves, Pelecaniformes, Ardeidae. The record is from RefSeq and is a predicted model, not a curated record. The coding region runs from base 1 to 2004 and encodes 667 amino acids. The transcript is spliced from 13 exons.
AUGACAUCUUCUCCAAGGGAACAGGAGGGAAUCGAUGAGCAGCCAGCAGAAGGUGCACCGGCAGAUCACAGUGGUGUCCAAGAAAGCAAAACUAGUCUUCCAAAGGAAUCACCAACUGCAGAGGAACAGGAGGAAGAAGUGGAAAAGAAAAUCUCCGAAACUUUCUUCUAUAACUAUGAAAAUAUAUAUUCACAGCCUUUUGUCACUGAAGACUCUGGGAUACCAAUUAACCUUCUUACUCUUAAACAUUCUUUUGGAUAUGACUGCACCAGAAGUGUAAACCUGCUGCCGAUGGAUAGCCAAACACUGUUGUAUAUAGCAGGCAACCAAGUGGUGCUCCUGGACCUGAAAACAAAAUCUCAAAGUUAUCUCCGGAGCAGCAGUGGUGGUGGAAUUGGAUUUAUCGUGGCACACCCUACUAAGCAGUACUUUGCAGUAGGAGAAAAAGGAAAGAAGCCAAACAUCAUAAUCUACGAUUAUCCUUCACUGAGGCCCUACAGAAUACUGCAAGGUGGAACAGAGGAAGCCUAUGUUUUUGGUGAUUUCAACCAUGCUGGCACUUUGCUGGCCAGUGUUGGGGGCAGCCCUGACUACAUGCUGACUAUCUGGGACUGGAAACAAGAAAAGAUUGUGCUGAGGUCAAAAGCUUUUUCACAGGAUGUUUACAAGGUCACAUUUUCUGCUGAUAAUGAAGAGCAACUAACUACAUCUGGAACAGGACACAUCAGGUUCUGGAAGAUGGCUCUCACAUUCACUGGUCUCAAGUUACAAGGAGCUUUGGGCAGAUUUGGAAAAACAGCAGUGACUGACAUUAUAGGUUAUGUGGAGCUGCCUGAUGGGAAGGUUAUCUCAGGGACUGAGUGGGGCAACUUGCUGCUUUGGGAAGGGGGCCUCAUUAAAGUAGAGCUCUGUCGAGCUGGACACAAGCCCUGUCACAGUGGCCCUGUCAGCCAGUUAGUUCUGGAUGAAGGAGAACUUGUCACUGUUGGAAAAGAUGGCUUCAUUCGGGUGUGGAACUUUGAGACAAUAGAUGCUGCUGAUUCUGUGGAUGACACAGGGUUACUGGAGGUGGAGCCUAUGAAUGAACUUCAUGUUGGCAGAAAUGUCAGUCUAAAUUUCAUGUCAAAAGUUCAUGACUGUGGACAGCCCGUUUGGUACGCUCAGGAUACCAAUGGAGCAAUCUGGAAGCUGGAUUUGACUUUUUCAAAUAUGAGCCGUGAUCCAGAGUGCCUAUAUACCUUUCACUCUGGAAGAAUUGAAGCCAUGAGUGUCUCUCCCAUUACUUACCUUCUGGCCACCACCGCUCUUGACCGCGUGAAGGAAAGGAUGUUCAGGUGUUCGAGGAAGAUGUUAUAUGUCACCCAGGCCAAGUGGGUGGCUACCCUGUGGUUUUACCUGUGUGACCACAGAGAGGACAUGAGGAGGUGGGAUGGAACAUCUACCUCGACCCUAGAGGCACAGGGUCGAAGAACAUCAGGUGCCAAUCACUACCACAACGAUGCACUGGUGGCAAUAUCGCACCAACCGAGACUCCCUGAUCCCAUCCAUAAGCUGAUUCAUCAACUGGAGAGCCAAGAAGUGAUCAGCAAGACUUGCUCACCCUUUAAGAGUCCCAUAAGGCCAGUGCAAAAGUCUAACGAAGAGUGGAGACUGACAGUAGACUAUCGUGGCCUGAAUGAAGUCACGUCGCCACUGAGUGCUGCCGUGCCAGACAUACUAGAACUUCAAUACGAACUGGAGUCAAAGGCAGCCAAGUGGUAUGCCACAACUGACAUCGCUAAUGCGUUUUUCUCAAUCCCUUUGGCUGCGGAGUGCAGGCCACAGUUUGCUUUCACUUGGAGGGGUGUCCAGUAUGCCUGGAAUCAACUGCCCCGGGGGUGGAAACACAGCCCUACCAUUUGCCAUGACCGUUCCAGACUGCACUGGAACAGGGUGAAGCUCUGGAACACCUGCAAUACAUUGAUGACAUCAUCGUGUGGGACAACAGAGCAGAGAGGCUUUUGA